GAUUCAAAAAUUCCGAAGCAGCCCUUCCCGCCUCUUCUGGCAUUAGUUUGCUCCCAGCCCUCGACGCACGAAUAAGAAUUACUUGUGAAAUUUGCGAAUUGUUUUCUAAAAAUCAAAAUGGUCCUGGCAACUUUAUCCGCGGGUGUUAUUGCUCGCAUUAUGCAUGGCGAGGUUGUCGACAAGCCGGUGCUGCAGAUCCUGGCGAUCAAGAAAAUCAACAGCACUGCGGAUGCGGAGCGCUACCGCAUCCUGAUCUCAGACGGCAAGUACUUCAACAGCUAUGCUAUGCUGGCCAGCCAGCUGAACGUGAUGCAGCACAAUGGAGAGCUGGACGAGUUCACCAUCGUGCAGCUGGACAAGUAUGUGACCUCCAUGGUGGGCAAGGACGGAGCUGGCAAGCGUGUUCUCAUCAUAUCCGAGUUGACUGUCCUUAAUCCCGGUGCCGAGGUGAAAGCCAAAAUUGGCGAACCCGUGACUUACGAGAAUGCCGCCAAGCAGGACCUGGCGCCCAAGCCGGCCAAAUCUACUUCUCAGCCCGUUGCCAAAAAGGAACCAGCCUACAACAACAACAAUAAUAAUGUAACAAUGAAUUCCUCGAUUAACAGUGGCAUGACCCAUCCGAUUUCCAGCCUGAGUCCCUACCAAAACAAGUGGGUGAUCAAGGCACGCGUCACCUCCAAGUCGACUAUUCGCACCUGGAGCAAUCCCCGCGGCGAGGGCAAGCUCUUCAGUAUGGAUCUAAUGGAUGAAUCGGGCGAAAUUCGUGCUACGGCCUUUAAGGAGCAGUGCGACAAGUUCUACGACCUCAUCCAAGUGGACAGCGUCUACUAUAUUUCUAAGUGCCAGUUGAAACCGGCCAACAAACAAUACUCGACGUUGAACAACGCCUACGAGAUGACCUUCUCCGGCGAAACGGUUGUCCAGUUGUGCGAGGAUGCCGACGACGAUCCCAUUCCGGGAAUUAAGUACAACCUAAUUCCCAUUUCCGAGGUGUCCGGGAUGGAGAACAAGGCAUCGGUGGAUACUAUUGGCAUUUGCAAGGAGGUGGGCGAGGUGCAGUCUUUCGUUUCCCGCUCCACAAACAAGGAGUUUACGAAGAGGGACAUUACGCUGGUUGACAUGAGCAACUCGGCCAUCAGUCUCACACUGUGGGGCGACGAAGCCGUCAACUUUGACGGCCAUGUGCAACCUGUGAUUCUGGUCAAGGGAUCGCGCAUCAACGAGUUUAAUGGCGGCAAGUCCUUGAGCCUCGGCGGUGGUUCCAUUAUGAAAAUUAACCCAGACAUCCCCGAGGCUCACAAAUUGCGCGGCUGGUUCGACAACGGAGGUGGUGACAAUAUCGCCAACAUGGUCUCGGCCCGAACUGGCGCAGGUAACUUCUCCGCCGACUGGAUGACUCUGAAGGAUGCGCGGGCUCGCAAUCUCGGCAGCGGCGAUAAGCCCGACUACUUCCAGUGCAAGGCAGUGGUGCACAUCGUCAAGCAGGAGAAUUCCUUCUACCGCGCCUGCCCCCAGAGCGAAUGCAACAAGAAGGUCGUUGACGAGGGCAACGAUCAGUACCGCUGCGAGAAAUGCAAUGCACUGUAUCCCAACUUUAAGUACCGCCUGCUUAUCAACAUGAGCAUCGGCGACUGGACUUCCAACCGCUGGGUCAGCAGCUUCAAUGAGGUUGGCGAGCAGCUUCUCGGACAUUCUUCGCAGGAAGUUGGCGAGGCCCUUGAGAACGAUCCAGCCAAGGCCGAGCAGAUAUUCUCCGCCCUCAACUUCACUUCGCACAUCUUUAAGCUGCGCUGCAAGAACGAGGUUUACGGCGACAUGACCCGCAACAAGCUCACUGUUCAAUCCGUGGCCCCCAUCAAUCACAAGGAGUAUAACAAGCACUUGCUUAAGGAGUUGCAGGAGCUCACUGGCAUUGGCUCUUCCAACUAAUUUCCAUGUGCAGCUCACUUGCACACAUAUACCAUAAGCUAUGAAAAUAAGCUGUUCAUUAAAUUACCUAAGUUAAUUCAAAACAUUGUGAAUUGGGUCUUAUCUCAGACACUUUUCUGUUCUAAACCGAUUUAUAUAUACUCUUCAUCGCGGAUUUGUUAUUGUGAAAACCAUUGAAUUAUAGCAUGAUAAAAUAAGUUUCUAAGCAUGUAUUUUUUUAUUCGCUUGUCAAAGUCCUUAAAAUGUCAUGGGAAGACACAUUUUGGAAAGUCGAAACUUAAAAGGGUUUUCCAAGCUUAAUUCAAGCCAACCUGCAACCUUAGAACAUACAAUUGUUAAGUUUGCUUGUGCCAUUACAAAUAUAUUAAUCUUUAGAAUAUAUACGCGAUGUUCUUAUGUGUGUAUAUUCUUUUCUUAUGAGAGUAAAGCUUUCAAAGCUUUACUAGCUCAAAAGUUGACAGAUUCAGUUUAGUAAGAUACAAAUUUGAAAACUAACUGAAUCAUUGUGUAGCUAAACAUUAUUUUUUAUUCACUUGCUCAGCUGUUGUUUAGUUUUGAUUUUUGUUGAUUCGUAUUCCCGCCAAAAUUGAAUCAGCCAAUCCGUGCUCGUGUAUUGAUAAGAAUUGUCGUCCGUUUGGCUAUUUAAGCAGACGCUGACAAGUGUUUGAUUGCAUUCAUUGUUUAAUGGUCGCUGCACUAAGUAUACGCUCCAAAUUUUCCAUUUAGUCCAUACGAUAAUUGAAAAAAAUUGUUCUUAAAAUGAACCCAAUUGAAAUUACUCCAAAAAAUAACAAGAUAUCAAUGUACAUAUCUCAACCGGAAACGAUUUUAUGAGUUUAACUUAUUAAUGUACAUACAUUUUUGGGGAUUCCCAGCCUAUUUCCAGUUUGAUAUCAACGCAGCUUGAGAAUCCAACCAUAAGAGUCCGCGUUACAUGGAAGUCUGAGAUCACACUCUGGCAGUCUCUUUUCAGAAAUGGAAUAAUCUUCCAUAUGCAUUUGCUGGAUGAAUCAGGCCAAGUUACUGGAGUUUUAUUUGAUUGGGAGUGCGCAAUGUUUUAUGAUCAGAUUGAAGUAGGAAACGUAUACGUUUUCUCUAAUUUUGUUGAGAAAGACGAAGUGAGGUUCAGAGUUCUGGAUCACACCCGUCAAAUUGGAUUCGGUUUUUAUACAGUUGUUCAACCAAUUGCCGAUGUUCCAGAAAUUUCCAAAAUCAAGUAUGAAUUCGUGCCGCUUUCAAAGAUUUCUACAAAGCCGGAUGGGGAUCCAGUCGACGCAAUUGGAAUCUGCACUGAGGUGCGUGGUGUAGAAAACCGAGGAGGUAAUAUAAUUCGAGAACUUUUGCUUGUGGACGCCGACUACCAGAAAAUCAUGUUAAAUCUGUGGGAAAAGACCGCCGAAAAAUUUGAGGGUGCUGUUGGGGAUGUGAUCGUGGUCAAAGGAGCACGUGUCCUAGAACAUAACAACGAAAAAAAAAUGAACGCCAGCUGGUACACCAUGAUGCAGAUCAAUCCUGAAAUUCCAGAGGCCAUUGAAAUGCGAGAAUGGUACGGAAAUAAACAAGAAAUUGUUUAAUAUUGUAAGCAUGUAUAGAAUAUAAUAACCCAGACACUGUUUGAUAAACAGCUACUUACAUACUUGUGCAAUAAAUAAAUUGAAAAUUUAUAAAA
Drosophila gunungcola (fruit fly) is the source of this 3598-nucleotide messenger RNA. It is a transcript of the gene RpA-70, whose product is annotated as replication protein A 70 kDa DNA-binding subunit. Gene Ontology annotation, molecular function: DNA binding. Bases 118 to 1929 code for a protein of 603 amino acids. Gene Ontology annotation, biological process: DNA recombination; DNA replication; DNA repair. Gene Ontology annotation, cellular component: nucleus. NCBI's taxonomy places the organism in Eukaryota, Metazoa, Arthropoda, Insecta, Diptera, Drosophilidae. The record is from RefSeq and is a predicted model, not a curated record. The transcript is spliced from 5 exons.